AUGCGCCCGGAAAAAAAAAUUCUUAUUAUAUUCUGGUUUCUUUUAUGUCAUUAUUAUUUAAAAAAAAGAAAAUUACAUAAAAGAUGGAGAAAUAGAAAGUGGCCAAUCAACAAAUUAAGAAAGCAACUUGGCCAUUAUGAUGUUCUUUUUCAAGAGUUGAAAAAAGAUGAAAACAUGUUCUUUCAAUAUGUAAGAAUGUCGAAACAUAGUUUUCAAACAUUGCUUCAAUUAUUACAAUCGUCUCUAAUAAAACAUAAUUAUAGAGCAUUGCCUCCAGAACAAAGAUUGCUUAUCGCUUUAAGAUUUAUUGGAACUGGAGGUCAAACUGCAUCUAUUGCUUUAGAUUUUCGAGUAGGGGAAUCAACAGUUAGAAAGUUAUAUAAAGAAGUAUGUUCUGUUAUUACAACAAUUUUAUUGCCAUUGUAUCUCUCUCCACCAACAGAACAACAAUGGGCUUGUAUUGCCACUAAUUAUUGGAAAAAAUGGCAUAUGCCAAAUUGUUUAGACGCAAUUGAUGGCAAGCAUAUUGUUUUAAAGUGUCCACCUAAUUCUGGAAGUUCUUAUUUCAAUUACAAGAAACAACAUAGUAUUGUUUUAAUGGCAGUGGCUGAUUACAGAUAUAAAUUUACAAUAAUAGAUGUCGGUGGUUAUGGAGGCAAUAGCGAUGGAGGAAUUUUCGCUGACUCUGAAAUAGGCUUGUGUUUAACAAAUGAUGAUCUAAAUUUACCAAAGGGUAUGGCUACAUUGCCUGGUAGUGAUAUUGCAACACCGGCAUUUUUCGUGGCAGAUGACGCUUUCUCCCUUUCAAAUAGAAUAAUGAAACCAUAUUCCGGCAAACAGUUAGCAAAUAAAAAGAAAAUCUUUAAUUACAGAAUUUCCAGAGCUAGGCAGACAAUAGAAAGCGCUUUUGGUAUUUAUAGUAAUAAAUGGAAUAUAUUUCAUAAAGCUUUAUGUAUGUUACCUAAAACAGCAGACAUUGUAGUAACUUCUUGUGUUUGUUUACAUAAUUUCAUUCUAACCAAAGAAGAAAGAUCUGGAGAAAAAGUUUACAGUACAGAAUUCUAUAAUACUGAACAUGAUAAUGUACAAUGGUCAAAUGAAGAGCAUUUACAAAGUUUGAAUACUCGUGCAGGUUUAAUACAAAGAGAUGCUUUAUGCGAUUAUUUUAUAACUCCUAACGGUGAAGUGACGUGGCAAUACGAUUACAUAACAAGAGGUUUAUAUGGAGAAUAUAGGGAAUGAUAAAAUCUGAAAAUGUUGAUAUACAAGAAAAAAUUGGAGAUGAUUACCUUAUUGAAUUACAUAGAAAUAAUAAAAAUAUAUGGGUAAUAAAAGAUUUAUCAUUUCCUAUUUUCUUUGUGUUUUUGUUACAAAAAUGUGAUAUUGGGAUUCUAAUUUAUACAAUUACAAUGUUGUAUUUGUCCUUACGUAAGAAUUUGCAUAACAGAACUGUAGUCAGCUUGUAUAUAAAUGUCAUUUCAUUAUUUAAUUUUUUAAAUC
This is a messenger RNA of Wasmannia auropunctata (little fire ant), 1500 nucleotides long. RefSeq lists its product as uncharacterized. The record is from RefSeq and is a predicted model, not a curated record. The transcript is spliced from 2 exons. Lineage: Eukaryota; Metazoa; Arthropoda; Insecta; Hymenoptera; Formicidae. Bases 1 to 1242 code for a protein of 413 amino acids.